GAGUGUUGUCCUCAUAGCGAUAGAUUUUCCAAGAAGCUCCCAACUUCAAUGUCCAUCUUGGCGUGCUUCUUUCUUGCUUUAAUCCCUUAUUCAACUUCAAUUACUUUCAAUUUCAUAAAUAUUACUUCAAAAAAUUCCCAUGAAAUAAUAUUAUCAGGUGAUGCAGCUUAUACCACUGAUGAUGGAAUCCAGUUGACCGGUGGAAGUUAUAAUGAUCGAUAUGGUUCAGUCUGGUUAGCAGGUCGAGCAACGUACACCAAACUUCUUCAUCUUUGGGACGGGAGCUCUACUGAUCUGGCCAGCUUCUCUACGAGCUUCACAUUUGUGAUGGAUUCAUACCUAAACGAGAAGCACGGUGAUGGUCUCACAUUCUUCCUUGCUGAGGAAAAUUUUGUGAUGAAUGCAGGAGGAUACUUGGGGCUUCCUUACGAUUCUACAACCAACACCACUAGAUAUCGAUUUGUUGCUGUGGAGUUUGAUACUUUUGGUGGAAACGAUUGGGAUCCAAAAGAUCCGGAUACUAAUAAUAUGUCGAUAAAUGACCAUGUGGGCAUCGAUAUUGGCUCUAUUACUUCCGUUGUGUCUCGAAAGUGGUUUAGCAAUAUAACAUAUGGGAAAGAGUGUAGAGCUUUGAUUAAUUAUAAUGCUGAUUUCAAAACUCUUAGUGUUUCCUUCAUUAGUUUUAAAGAUCAUUUAUCUGUAUGGGAAACUGGGCUUGAUUACGCCAUUGAUCUAAGGCACGUGUUGCCUGAAUGGGUAAUUUUUGGGUUUUCGGCUUCCACUGGAAAUCGAUUCGAGAAAAACAAUGUAAUAUCUUGGAAGUUUAAUAGUACUGAGUUUAAGGUUGACGAUAAAAAUAGGAAAGACCAUAUGUCGAGUAAGAUGAGAUUAAUAGGUGGAGCAUUGCUUCUAUUUACUGGGUUGGCAAUACUUGCAUACUUUUUAUGGAUACGGAAGAAAAAGCAUGGCGAUGAAGCGGAGGAAAUUGCACUGUUGGAGAUUAACAAUGAGAUUGAAAUGGGGGCCUCCAUGCCAAGAAGUUUUUCUUACCAUGAAUUAGCUCGCUCAACUGCGGACUUUGCUGAGACAGAGAAGCUUGGAGAGGGAGGUUUUGGAGGAGUUUACAAAGGUUUUCUAAAAGAUUUAAGCAUGUGGGUCGCUGUCAAAAGGGUGUCGAAGACUUCCAAACAAGGCAUCAAAGAGUAUGCGUCAGAAGUAAGGAUCAUUAGCCGAUUGAGGCACAGAAACUUGGUGCAACUCAUCGGUUGGUGCCAUGAGAAAGGAGAACUUCUGCUUGCUUAUGAAUUUAUGGAAAACGGAAGCUUGGAUUUACAUCUUUUUAAAGGAAAGAGCAUGUUGACAUGGAACUCAAGGUACAAAAUUGCCCAUGGUUUGGCUUCUGCUUUGUUAUAUUUACAUGAAGAAUGGGAGCAAUGUGUCUUGCACAGAGAUAUCAAAUCAAGUAAUGUGAUGUUGGACUCAAAUUUCAAUGUGAAGCUUGGUGACUUCGGGCUGGCUAAGUUGGUUGACCAUGAGAAAAGCACGCAAACAACGAUGUUGGCAGGAACCUUCGGUUAUAUGGCUCCUGAAUAUCUAUUCACUGGCAGAUCAACCAAGGAAUCAGAUGUUUUUAGUUUCGGAGUUGUUGCAUUGGAAAUAGCCUGUGGGCGAAAAGCCACUGACUAUAUAUCUCUAGAAAAACAAAUACGGUUAGUAGAAUGGGUUUGGGAGCUUUAUGGGAAUGACAGUACUUUAGAAGCAGUCGAUCCGAGUCUAGGGUCAGAGUUUGAUGAAGAAGAAGUCAGGCGUUUAAUGAGCAUUGGUUUAUGGUGCGUGCACCCCGACUCAGAAUUUCGUCCUUCGAUGAGACAAGCCAUUAAGGUACUAAACUCCGAAGCUUCCAUGCCGUUACUACCCUCAAAGAUGCCAAUAGCUUAUUUUUUGCCACCUCUAGCGUCCUUGCUUUCCGAUUUCUCUUCCACUAGCCAAUACCAAUCCUUAAGUAGAACUCUAGAACCUCCUAGAACUGAAUCAUCAAAGCAAACAACGUCAUCGUCGGCAAAUUCUUCUUGUUCCCAAUUCAUAUCAAUGUCACAUUCAAUGCAAUGAAAUGUCUAGAUAAGUGCUAUUUGCGAGAAUUCAAAUCUCGAUACUAUUUCCAGGUUUGUAUGAAGCCAACAUUUUUUUUAUGUUUAUGUUUAAUUUGUUCA
Molecule: messenger RNA, 2210 nt
Organism: Helianthus annuus (common sunflower)
Lineage: Eukaryota; Viridiplantae; Streptophyta; Magnoliopsida; Asterales; Asteraceae
Product: L-type lectin-domain containing receptor kinase IX.1
Exons: 1
Coding region: 49-2109 (686 amino acids)
Biological process (GO): protein phosphorylation
Cellular component (GO): plasma membrane
Molecular function (GO): protein kinase activity; carbohydrate binding; ATP binding
Source: RefSeq, a predicted model, not a curated record